GUUCAUAAGUAAGUACGUGCUCCGUCAGUCAUCUUUUCGCACCACAAUACAAACGUAUCUGUAAAUUUGUCCGCGAGCCGGACAUUUGUGUUGUACCUCGUGCUUAAAUGUAAUUACUGGUUUUGUUAUUACGUGAAAACCAAGCCGUCAGAGAGCAAUUUUGAAAAUUUUUGAGAAAAGAAUGGAUAAUCCAUUACCACAUAUUAUGGAAAGCGUGGAUUGUGAUGGUUCAACAAAGCCGAAAGACAGGUUAGUCAGCCUUCUUGAUCAGAUCGAAGUGCAUGUAGAACAACUGAGGAAAGAUGCUUGGAGACUCGAAGAAGAGAGAGAUACACUCCUGACUACCUUAGACACACUUAGAAACAAUGAAAUUUUAAGUGGAUUAGAUGAAACUGACAAGGACGAUGUGUUGAGGUAUGCUGAAAGAUUGUCUAUGCGAUGUUUAACAGUUGAUGUGUUGGUUAAAAUUCAGCGUGAUCAAAUUCAAGAAGAAGCACUACAUCAGGUAAAUGGUUUGAUAGAUAGUUUAGUUGUUGGCCUCCGUGAUGAUCCAGCUGGAACUCGGCAACGUUGUGCAUCUUUUAUGAAUGCUUGUACUUCACAAAGCGUUGGCCAUUCUGAUAAAACCUUUGAAACUGCAAUUCUUGGGUGUACUAUGGAUGAUCAGAAACGAAUAAAAAAGAGACUGCAGGGACUAUUAGAUUAUAUUGAUAAAAUGCACACAAUUAAAUUACUGUGAAGCUGUAUUUGGAAUAACUGAUUUUAAAAGAAGUCAGAUAAGUAACUCUUUAAAUCAGUAAUUAAUACGACCUAGUUAUCUGAAAAGAGAUUUGAAAAAAACUGAUUAUAGCAGGGUGCUUGAUAAUUCAAUAAUGUUUAUGGUAAAUGUACAAAAAGUAUCAUAUAUUAUGAGUUUUUUCUCUACAUGUAAUAUUUCUACGCCUUGCUAUCUGGACAAAUAAGCUUUUAUGCAUAUUACACUUGUAUAUGCACGUUAAUUAUGAUAGGAAAUUAUUAUACUAUAACAAAUAAUAAAUAUUUCCGAAUUUACUUAAAAGAUUCUGAGAAUUAAAAUUGUUUAUUUUCGAAAUAAAUGAUUAUAACCUACAGGGUAUCCUAUGUAAUGCGACUCGCUAUUUCUUUGCCAUUUGUCAUGUAACAAAAGAUGUUUUAAACCAUACUUUGAUGUUGUCGAGCGUACUACGAAUGAUGAUAGAAAGAAUUCCAAAAAUACUUCGUUUUAAUAAAUGAAAGUAGUGUCACCUUAAUUAACACAAAUAGUAUUAUAUGUUGCUUUUUCUAUGAAAUUGUAGAGGAUUUUAUGAGAAAUUCAAAAAACAUAUUUCAUUAUAUUUUUAUUAACUCAAUACUAGAUUCAUUGUAGUGGAAGUAAUAUUUCACUUGCUGAUGCGUUUCAGAAUUAUUUACGUUUCAUAAGGAAGGAAUUACAUCAUGUAGAGUUGUACAUCUAGCCACUCUAAUAACAAAAUAAUAACUUUCUACAAAAGAAAUAAGAAAUUAAAUCAUAUUAUUUCUCGUGCAGUUCUUUAAAAUGGUCAAUACAAUAAACUGAUAUAGGCGAGAUGCUGAUAAACGGGUCAAACGUGAUCUCUUACAUCUGAAGAAUACUUAGAAAUAAAAAGAAGUCGCAGCGCGCGUAAUAAUCCGCGCUUGGAUGCAAAUAGGUUAAGGAACGGUUCAAAACAUUUUUUGUUACAUGGCCGCAAAUGGCAAAAAAGAAUAAUAAGUAGCGUUAUGCGGGGCCCCCUGUAUGUAGAUAUUGGAGCAUAAUAUGUUGAGCAUAAUAACUUCACUAGAAUCUAUAUUUGAAAAGAAGUAAAGCGGAUAAUAUAAGUACAUGGAAAGCUUGAUAUUUUGUGGUAGUUGAUUUGUAACGAUUUGAUUGUGGAUAAAUAAAAACAAGAAGUCAUUAAAAUUAAAAACAUUUUGUUAUGUACAGGGUGUACAAAGAAGUUGGGGGAAAACUUUAGGGCAUGUAGUAUUCAUUAAAAUAAGAAAAAGAAUCUUAAUAAACAUCUAUCUAAAAAUCAUUAGUUUUCGAGUUAUGAGAUGUUUAGUGUAUGAAAAUAUAGCGUAUAUUAAACCAGUUGCUUUGUUAAAUGAAUUGAUAUAACAAAUCGAAAAUUGCUGUCAAGAAAUAAGGGAAGGGCAUCUUUCAUUGUGUGCGUAAUUCUAU
Bombus terrestris (buff-tailed bumblebee) is the source of this 2197-nucleotide messenger RNA. Its product is annotated as BAG family molecular chaperone regulator 2. The record is from RefSeq and is a predicted model, not a curated record. Gene Ontology annotation, molecular function: adenyl-nucleotide exchange factor activity; protein-folding chaperone binding. NCBI's taxonomy places the organism in Eukaryota, Metazoa, Arthropoda, Insecta, Hymenoptera, Apidae. Gene Ontology annotation, biological process: protein stabilization. The transcript has 3 exons. Bases 182 to 739 code for a protein of 185 amino acids.